This is a messenger RNA of Staurois parvus, 283 nucleotides long. Lineage: Eukaryota; Metazoa; Chordata; Amphibia; Anura; Ranidae. The record is from the annotation of a GenBank genome assembly.
UACACAGAUCAUCAGGGCACACUGAUCAUCAGUGCCCAUGUCCCCUCUGAGGAAUGCCGAUUACCAGCUCUACUCUCCUCUCGAGCUGUCAGCCAGCGCCACCUGUCAGUGUCCAAAAGUGCCAGCUCUAUGCUCAUCCAUGCCACCUGCCAGUGCCACAUAUCAGUGCCCAUCUGAGCUGCCUUUUAGUGCCACCCAUCAGUGCCAGUCAGUGCCACCUAUCAAUGCCAGUCAGUGCGCCUAUCAGUGUGCAUCAGUGCAGCCUAUCAGUGCUCUUCAGUGC